This is a messenger RNA of Talaromyces amestolkiae, 1449 nucleotides long. RefSeq lists its product as uncharacterized. Bases 1 to 1449 code for a protein of 482 amino acids. Gene Ontology annotation, cellular component: membrane. NCBI's taxonomy places the organism in Eukaryota, Fungi, Ascomycota, Eurotiomycetes, Eurotiales, Trichocomaceae. The transcript is spliced from 5 exons. The record is from RefSeq and is a predicted model, not a curated record.
AUGUCCUCAAAAUCAUUAUCUACGAAUAUGCAAAGUGCCAGUGAACACAGCCUUGAAAAAAGGGCAUCGACGUCUGCUAUUGAGACUGCUCCCACACAAGCCGAUGCUCUUAAUUCCAAGGUUGAAAGUGAUGAUGCCAAGCCAGCAUCUACCAGCGUUAUUGCAGGUCCCAAAUUCGAGGUGCCGAACUUGAAUAAACUGUUUUUCAAGAAACUUGCGAUAUCUGCAAUCCUAAUCACACUUGUCUUUUGGGUGAAUCUAACAUGGAUGUUGGGUAGCUAUUACGACGGCUCUCAAUAUGUGUACAAAGCCAAAAUGCUCAUAGUGGAUUACGACGGUUCUUCAGCUGGCGAGGCGCUCCUCGCUGCAGUCAAUGCAGCUAAUGGGCCGGGUACGAAUCCAACAUAUGAGAUAGCAUCAUCGGACUCGUACACCGCGGAUGAAGUCAAACAGGCUGUUUUUAAGGGGAAAUAUUGGGGUGCGGCUUAUGCUACUGCAAACUCAACGCAGGUGUUUGGCAGCGUUAUUGUCGGAACGAACACGUCAGAAUAUGUUCCCCAAAACGCCUACGUCCUUCUUGGGAAUAGUGCCCGAUAUACCGCUUUUUAUCCAUCUGUGGUCUUGGAUAACCUUGAAGCAAUUGCUGCCGAUGCAAAGACACGAUUCAUUCAGCAGACUUCGCUUCCGCUUAUCACAAAUGCUUUGUCAAAUGGAACAACGCUAUCUGAGGCCCAAGUCAGCACCAUAUUCGACCCAGUUGAUUACACAUAUAUCGAUACCAGCUAUGGGUCAUUCACAUUCGGAGACCGAAUGGUAUUCAACACGCUCAUGAUUGUGGUGGUAGUCCUUUGCCAAUUCUUUUUCCUAAUGUCAUUGAAUGGUCUUACCAUGGCCUUCGGCCGUUUACAUACCAUAUCUACACUAGACUACUUUAAAGUACGCCUACCAAUCUCCACAGCCUGGGCCUGUUUCGCGGGCCUAUGUCUGACAGCAUGGCAAAUGAUAUUCCGAGAAUCCUACCCCAUCAAUGCACGACUCUUCUUCUCGCUUUGGACUCUGUACUUGGCCUUUUCCAUGAUAGUGUUUGAUGUACUGGACAUUUUGACUGCUUUCGUUCCGCAGCAGUACAUGUCUUUUUGCAUGUUUACGUGGAUGAUCACCAAUGUAUCAAGUGCAGGGAGUCCUGUAGAAUUAUCCAACAACUUCUAUCGUAUCAGCUACUUCUUCCCAGCUCAUUCGAUGUGGCUGGCCGAGCAACACAUAUGGUCUCAGGGAGGUGCCUAUCCGCUCUCGUUGAGUUUGCCGAUACUAGCUGCCUGGCUAGUUGUGGCUAAGAUGGGUACGCUUUUUACUCUGAAGCCACGGCGGAAAGCUGCAGCAGCAGCAAAAGCUGCUGGGGCUGGUGGACGUGGAGGUGGACGUGGGGGUAGAGGAGCUAGAGGAGCUUGA